Messenger RNA from Lindgomyces ingoldianus, 4586 nucleotides. RefSeq names its product ABC transporter-like protein. The transcript has 8 exons. Gene Ontology annotation, molecular function: ABC-type transporter activity; ATP hydrolysis activity; ATP binding. Gene Ontology annotation, cellular component: membrane. The record is from RefSeq and is a predicted model, not a curated record. The coding region runs from base 481 to 4518 and encodes 1345 amino acids. NCBI's taxonomy places the organism in Eukaryota, Fungi, Ascomycota, Dothideomycetes, Pleosporales, Lindgomycetaceae.
GGAAGGAAGUCCGAUGGUUGUAGCUCAGGACGGCCGGAUCGGGUCCCAAAGUCCAGCUUGUGGGUCCAGUACGGGAUCCCGCAGCUGUGCCCAUGCUUUGAGGCGUUGAGAGGGAACAGACUUCUUCUCUCGAGUGGAUACAGACUCCUUUUUCCAGCCACUGUGGCUUGCCUGCAGACGAGGAAAGAGGUCUUCAGCCAAACCUUGGGGACGUCGACUUCAUCCUAAGCUUCGAGAUUUCUUGCUUUUGUUCCAAGCAUGAAUAUUGUUGGUGGUAAAACUAAAGGAACGCACACGGUGCCGCUCUCGGUUGGCAAGCGAGACAACGGCCAUCCUGCCUGGGGUCACAGAAGCUGGUUGCAAAACAUCGCAGCGUAGCGACAGGAAACUCUUGUCCUCUCCAGGGCAGAGUUUUCGCCUCCAUCAUGUCUUCUCUUCCCUUUCUCACCCCUCUGAGUCUUCCCGCAGUUGGCAGCGGCCAUGAUGGAAGUGUCAGGCCACAGUUUGGAAAUGGUGACGGACAACAAGGAGAAAAUAAGGAGAGAAAGCCCCUCGCCACUGCCGAGGCCCAACGACCACCAUGUCGAACUCGAGCCCCCGCUCAUGACAACAGAUUCUAUUCGCCCCAACACCAACAAUACCUCAGACCGUGAGACUGCAAUUUCUCUUCGUGAGGUCGACCCUGUCUCACUCCGGCUUGACCACCUCUGUGUGUCGGUUGACGAGUCACCAGGCCUCGUAGCAGGCCUCUUCUCGAAGUCAAAAGCCAAACCCCCUGGAAGCAAUGUAGAUACAACAACCGGCCAUGUCAAGACUAUUCUUGACGACAUCUCGGCAGACAUCCCAAACGGGACGCUCACGGCGAUCAUUGGCGGAAGCGGAAGCGGGAAAACGUCCCUGCUUAACCAAAUGAGCGGUCGCAUGCAUGGUAAUCGACUUUCUGUUUCAGGACGCACCUUGUUUAAUGGCGACGCGGGGAAUGGUUCAGGGAUCAGGAGCGCAUACGUUAUCCAGCAAGACAUUCUCCUGCCUACGCUGACAGUUCGUGAAACGUUGACGUAUGCUGCUCAAUUAAGACUACCGCCAUCAAUCAGUCAAGAUGAGCGCAAGCAAUUAGUCGAGGAAGUUAUCAUGGAGCUUGGUCUGAAAGAAGCGGCAGACACUAGGAUUGGAAACCACGAACAUCGUGGCUGUAGUGGCGGUGAGAAGAGGCGGACGAGCAUUGGUGUUCAGCUGCUGUCAAAUCCAAGCCUACUAUGGCUUGAUGAACCUACAACCGGACUAGACUCGACGAGCGCAUUUCAAAUCGUGAAGACGCUGCAGAGCCUAGCAAGAAAAGGAAGGAAUAUCAUUAUGACUAUACACCAACCUCGUUCUGAGAUAUGGAAUCUAUUCGACAACAUUAUUAUCCUGAGCAGGGGAGGAAGUCCAGCAUAUGCUGGUAGGGCAGAUGACUGUAUCUCGUAUUUCGCUGGCUUAGGUUACAACCUUCCCCCCUUUGUCAAUCCAGCAGAGCAUCUAAUCGACAUCGUUUCUAUCGACAACCGUAGUGCAGAAGCUGAAGAGAUAGCACAAAUUCGUGUUAAUCGUAUCAAGGAUGCCUGGAGGCAGCACAGUUCAAAGAUCUCGAUUAACACCGAUGGAGAAGGCUUCAAUGCCAUCGCUAGGCGGCCAGUAAAAGUUCCCAACUCCAAACGAACUUCGCUUUUACAGCAAAUCCGCGUUCUAACUGCCCGGACAUGGGUCGUUACUAUUCGAGAUCCUAUGGGCAUGUUUGGCAGUCUUGUUGAAGCUAUUGGUAUGGCGAUCAUUACUGGAUGGAUCUUUCUUCAGCUUGAUGGCUCACUCUCUGGCAUCCGUUCUCGCCAAGGUGCCCUUUAUACUGCUGCCGCGCUUCAAGGGUAUUUGAUUCUUCUUUACGAGACAUAUCGUCUAACAACGGAUAUUCAGCUCUUCGACGAAGAGUCACGACAAGGCGUGGUGGGAGUUCCAGCAUUUCUUAUCUCCAGAAGGUUGGCCCGAUUCUUCAUCGAAGAUGUUCCAGUGCCACUAAUAUUCUCGCUCGUAUUCUACUUUAUGGCCGGCUUCCGGAAAGAUGGAGCCGAGUUUCUCACCUUCUUUAGUGUUAUUCUCUUAGAGCAGUAUAUUGCUGUAUGCUUUGCAACUACUUGUGUCGCUAUUUGCAGACAUUUCGCAGGAGCUAGUCUCGUUGCUAAUCUCGCGUAUACCCUUCAAUCGAUGGCUUGCGGGUACUUCAUUCAGUCAAAUACCAUUCCUAUCUAUGUCCGAUGGACCAAGUGGAUAGCUUAUGUAUUCUAUGCGUUCGGUGCUCUUGCCGCCAAUGAGUUUUACGGCCACUUCUACACCUGUCCACUCGAAGGAGGUCCAUCGAAUCCCGCUUGCAAAGAAUAUACCGGCCAAUAUAUCCUCGAUUCCCUGGGUCUUCCUAAUGACUGGGUAUGGCGCCCAAUCCUGGCCCUGCUCGGGUUUGCUUUGGCGUUUUACCUCGGUGCCGCAGUGUUUCUCACGUUCUGGAGGGUAGAAAUUGGUAUGGCUAGAGCUAGACCAAUGGAUACCGACGAUUCGGCUGGAAAAGAGAAGAUGGCUGCAAGGACCGUCGGUGAGGUUCGAACUAUCACCAUUCGACUCGAGGGGUACGGGCUAGACGUCGAAAAGCGUUCAUUGAAACGAAAGUUCACCAAGGAGAUACUCAAGCCUCUUACUACUGACUUCCAGCCUGGAACUCUUAAUGUUGUCAUGGGGCCUUCGGGGUCAGGCAAAACUUCUUUAUUGAACAGUAUGGCAGGGAGAUUAAAAGAUGAUAUAUCAACGAGAUACAAGAAAUUUGGCAGCAUGACUUUCAAUGGUCUUGCCCCUUCGGAAAACGUCGUUCACGCUAUCUGUUCGUUUGUUACGCAAGAUGACGAUGCCCUUCUUGCGUCACUCACAGUCCGAGAGACGCUGCGUUACGCAGCCGGCCUUCGACUUCCCAAGUGGAUGUCUACGAAGCAGAAAUACCAGAAAGCGGAAGAAAUCCUCUUGAAGAUGGGUCUGAAGGACUGCGCGGACAAUCUGAUUGGGAACGAUCUCAUCAAAGGUAUCAGUGGUGGAGAGAAGAGGCGAGUGACUAUCGCUAUUCAAAUUCUUACGGAGCCCCGCGUACUCUUACUUGAUGAACCCCUCUCAGGGUUGGACGCAUUCACAGCUUCUUCGAUAAUGGACGUCCUGCGUGGCCUCGCAGAUGAGGGCCGUACUCUCGUAAUUACGAUCCAUCAGCCACGCUCGGAUACCUUCGCGCACUUCGGCAACAUCCUGCUUCUUGCUCGCGGAGGCGCUCCAGUUUAUGCUGGGCCAGGACGAGAAAUGCUCAGACACUUCAAAUCCCUAGGUCACGAGUGCCCUCGGCACGUCAAUCCUGCAGACUUUGCUCUCGACCUAAUAACUGUGGACCUCCAACAUGAAGCACGAGAAGUAGCCAGCAGAGCCAAAGUUCGUUCUCUUAUCCAAUCCUGGACUUCGGACCGCUUCCCUGCCGCUCGAAUAGGUUCAAUUGCUACUCCUGCUGAACUUGGUGCUCUAGCUCGAUCUCCUGCGAGUUUCGUAUCUGCAUUCCUAAUUCUAGUUAGGAGAGCUACAAAAAAUUUCUUUCGACAGCCGGAUCUAAUCACUGCGAGGAUUAUGCAGGUGGUUGGUUUAGGGAUUGUACUUGCACUGUUCUUUGCGCCGCUUAAGAAUGAUUACUUUAGCAUUCAGAAUCGGUUGGGGUUUGUUAUCGAGAUUGCACCGUUGUAUUUUGUUGGCAUGCUCCAAAACGUUGCCGUUUACCCUGGUGAGCGAGACGUCUUCUAUCGCGACUAUGAAGACCGAAUUUAUGGCGUCGAAGCCUUCUUCCUAACCUACACUGUGAUCGAAACGCCAUUUGAAAUCGUCAGCUCACUCAUCUUCUCGAUACUGGUAUGUAUUGCCUGUGGGUUACAACGUACAGCGAAAGUAUACUUCAUUAUGGCGUUCAAUGCGUUUUGCAUUGUAAGCUGUGGAGAAAGCCUUGGUAUCGCUUUCAAUACUCUUUUUACGCAUACUGGUUUCUCGGUAAACUGUAUGAGCGUGUUUCUAUCAGUGGCACAGAUUAUGGGUGGUGUAAUGUCCCUCGACAUCCCCAGCUUCCUCCAAGCCUUCAACCACCUCUCUCCAAUCAAAUACGCCAUCGGCAACAUGGCGCCAUACACCCUCCGCAACCAGCACUUUACCUGCCAAGACUGGCAGAAACUUCCGAACGGCAAGUGCCCGAUUACGACGGGUGAGGAAGUACUUGACCUGUACCAUCUCAAUAAGAAUCCAGAAAUAAAUAUAAUGGCGUUGGGUAUCUGCGCGAUUGUAUAUAGGGUGCUGGCGUAUGUGAUUUUGAAGAUGGUGAGGGAAAGGUGGUUGGGUAGGUUGUGGGGGAAGACUGCUGGGAUGAGGUCGAAAAUGGUGAGUUCGACGCCACAGGCCUCCAAUCUUUCGGAGGGGACAGUUUAGUGAGGUUAAGGUUGAGGUGUUCGGAAGGGACUUUGGAAUACAUUUAUGUUAGAAUAGAAAUGAUAAAU